AGCUGUGCCCGUGUGUGCUCAACGGAAGGGUCCGGACGGAAACGUGGCCAAUGCGGCAAAAGAACCGGAGACAACUUAGUUCCUGCGCAGAUGCUGGGGCUAUAAGGCGCCAGGACGACGGUCGGCCGUUUGCGGCUCGCAGUUCGCAGGACGCCGGUGCUCACCUUCUUUCCGCUGCCGCCAUGAUUCCGAUGUCGCUGGUGGUCUUAGUGGUGGGUGGCUGGACUGCCGUCUACCUGGCCGAUUUGGUGCUGAAGUCAUCCGUCUAUUUUAAGCAUUCUUACGAAGACUGGCUGGAAAACAAUGGAUUGAGCAUCUCCCCUUUCCACAUAAGAUGGCAAACUGCAGUUUUCAAUCGUGCCUUUUAUACUUGGGGGCGACGGAAAGCCAGGAUGCUUUACCAGUGGUUCAAUUUUGGAAUGGUGUUUGGCGUAAUUGCCAUGUUUAGCUCUUUUUUUCUUCUUGGAAAAACGCUGAUACAGACUUUGGCACAGAUGAUGGCUGAUUCUCCUUCUUAUUCUUCCUCCUCUUCCUCCUCUUCCUCUUCUUCCUCCUCCUCAUCCUCUUCUUCAUCGUCUUCCUCUUCCUCCUCUCUUCACAACGAGCAGGUGCUGCAAGUUGUGGUUCCUGGUAUAAAUUUACCUGUCAAUCAACUGACCUAUUUCUUCGCCGCAGUCCUCAUUAGUGGUGUUGUACAUGAAAUUGGACAUGGAAUAGCAGCUAUUAGGGAACAAGUUCGAUUUAAUGGCUUUGGGAUUUUUCUCUUCAUUAUAUAUCCUGGAGCAUUUGUUGAUCUGUUCACCACCCAUUUACAACUUAUAUCACCAGUCCAGCAGCUAAGGAUAUUUUGUGCAGGUAUCUGGCACAAUUUUGUCCUUGCUCUCUUGGGUGUUUUAGCUCUUGUUCUCCUCCCAGUAAUUCUCUUACCAUUUUACUACACUGGAGUUGGGGUACUUAUCACUGAAGUUGCUGAGGACUCACCUGCCAUUGGACCCAGAGGCCUUUUUGUGGGAGACCUUGUCACUCAUCUACAGGACUGUCCCGUUACUAAUGUACAGGAUUGGAAUGAAUGUCUAGAGACCAUUGCCUAUGAGCCCCAGAUUGGCUACUGUAUAAGUGCAUCAACUUUACAGCAGUUAAGCUUCCCUGUUAGAGCAUACAAACGACUAGAUGGUUCCACCGAAUGCUGCAGUAAUCACAGCCUCACAGAUGUGUGCUUUUCCUACAGAAAUAAUUUUAAUAAGCGUUUGCAUACAUGUCUACCUGCCCGGAAAGCAGUUGAAGCCACUCAAGUUUGUAGAACCAAUAAAGAUUGUAAAAAAAGCUCAAGUUCAAGUUUUUGUAUAAUACCUUCUUUGGAAACUCACACUCGCUUAAUAAAAGUGAAACACCCACCUCAAAUUGAUAUGUUGUAUGUAGGUCAUCCACUGCAUCUUCACUACACAGUGAGCAUCACCAGUUUUAUCCCACGUUUCAACUUUCUCAGCAUCGAUCUCCCAGUGAUUGUGGAGACAUUUGUCAAGUAUCUAAUUUCCCUCUCCGGAGCACUAGCUAUUGUUAAUGCAGUGCCCUGCUUUGCUUUGGAUGGUCAGUGGAUAUUAAACUCAUUCCUGGAUGCUACCCUUACGUCAGUGAUUGGAGAUAAUGAUGUCAAAGAUCUGAUAGGAUUCUUCAUCUUGCUUGGUGGCAGCAUACUUUUAGCUGCCAAUGUGACCCUGGGACUCUGGAUGGUUACAGCACGGUAAUAUUUGUACUCAUCUGACAGAAUGUCUGAGUUAUUUGGUAAUAUCCUUUGACAGAAAUCCUUACUUGGUAUGAAAGAUAAAGUGUUUCCUUAAAAUUACAUUUUGACCAACAUCUUUGAGCUCCUCUUAGAUCCAAAGUACCCAAGCUGUGCAGUGGUGGUGAGCAGAAAAAAUGAAAGGCACAGUAACUUACCACAUUCUAGUUUUAAAAAUUGAAUGUACACACUCAAAUAUCUGUGGAACAAUUUCUAAAGUGCAAAUUUAUGUAAUACCGUUUUGUGAAACUUCAUGUAGUGCUUAAAUAGUAUAAAGGAAAACAGAACUGAGUGGAGACAAUUAGGAAAAACUUAGCGUCAUGAGUCAAUGUUUAAAGGCGACCAGACUUUAUCUAAGCAGAAGAGUGAGUGUAUUCUUAGCCUCUAGCUAUUGUCCUUUGUCUUGUUUGAAAAGCAUUUUAAAAGUUAAUGAUGUGUUAUUUUAUACUUUGAAAACUGAGGUCUGAUUACAAUUAAAUUAAUAAAAUUCUAUAAAAGAAUCUGCUGACAUCAAAGGGGAAGCUUUUGUCAAGUGAUACCAAGGAAAUGAAGUUGGAGUAGGGCCUCUGAUGUCAUGAGCUAGCUGUUGCCCCACAAUUGCUGCCUAGUUGAUGAUGUGUCUUUGUACCCUCAUGAAGCAGUAUUAGCCUUUUUACUCAGCUGCAGGAAGUGUCUCACACCAGCAGCUUGUGAGCUGAGAAGUCAACGUUAAACCUCAGAAAUAAGCCAGGGCCUCUGACAGAUCACACAGUACGCAGCACAGGCUCUUCAACUGACCUGGUUACUGUUCUCUCUAGAGCUUUGAAGCUUAUAGCACCUCCAGGGUAGACAUUUUCUCUUUGGCUGCUGAGGCCAUCGAGGCCUAUCUUUAAGAAGCAAUGACCUUAAACUUUGAGCCAUACUCUGUCCUUCCCAGCGGGCUUCCGUGCUUCUCUGUGCUGGAUGAUUAACAUCUAGUCCUUGCCUUCCAGCCUUCUUUAAGCUACCUCUGCAGGUCCACACAAGACCUGGUAGUACAGUGACAAUGGCUAUACAUGAGAGGGUACAAAAAUGAAUUUGCCAGAGCCUAGGAAUGGUCUCUUGAAUCUGAAAAGGCCAUACCUGGUUUCAGUAUCUUAGGGAAUAGAGAUACAACCCUGGGAAAUUUGGGGAGCCAACUGGCCAGUGAAACUGUUAGUCUUAGAGAUACAUGAGCAUGCUGGGUGUGUGUGUGUGUGUGUGUGUGUGUGUGUGUGUGUGUGUGUGUGUGUGUGUGUGUGUGUG
Messenger RNA from Chinchilla lanigera (long-tailed chinchilla), 3043 nucleotides. It is a transcript of the gene Mbtps2, whose product is annotated as membrane-bound transcription factor peptidase, site 2. Gene Ontology annotation, biological process: regulation of response to endoplasmic reticulum stress; membrane protein intracellular domain proteolysis. Gene Ontology annotation, molecular function: protein binding; metalloendopeptidase activity. The record is from RefSeq and is a predicted model, not a curated record. Lineage: Eukaryota; Metazoa; Chordata; Mammalia; Rodentia; Chinchillidae. Gene Ontology annotation, cellular component: cytoplasm; membrane. The transcript has 11 exons. Bases 51 to 1745 code for a protein of 564 amino acids.